AUGUCUCAACGACUGCACAAUACGGAGUGUUGGGAAGAUGAUAAGGGCCAAGAGCAGUCUCGCCCUGCACCUUUGCAACAAAUCUCCGCCGUCACCGCUAUGUCCGCUACCCGUAUGCCCGCCCCCAGGUUCCCAGCCUCUCCAGCUACCGGUUCCGCCGAUAUAGAGACGUCCGCCGGCUAUAAGAUUUCGUGGAAACAACUCUUCAACAAACUCAUCCACUUCUUCCUAUUUGAAUGGGUCUGCGUGGAUAACAAAAGCCCAAAGCAGGUGGAACCAUAUUCGCUUGCUUCAACUGUUGCCGUCUAA
This is a messenger RNA of Sordaria macrospora k-hell, 309 nucleotides long. NCBI's taxonomy places the organism in Eukaryota, Fungi, Ascomycota, Sordariomycetes, Sordariales, Sordariaceae. The record is from RefSeq and is a predicted model, not a curated record.